CAAUGGAGCAUUCUAACUUAAAACGUCUAGUUAUCUCCAUGAAACAAAACCUCUUUGAUCAGGGAUACCUAGAUGAACAAUUUUAUGAACUAGAGAAUUUGGAAGAUGACGUCAGCCCUAACUUUGUGGAGGAAGUUGUGAACACAUACUUGAAGCACUCAUCAAGAUUGAUGGCCAAUAUAGAGCAUGCUUUGGAGAAAAAUCCUGGAGAUUUCCACAAGCUGGACUCAUACAUGCAACAGUUCAAGGGUAGUAGUUCAAGCAUUGGAGCUGCAAAGCUGAAGGAUGAAUGCCUUAAAUUUCAGGAGAAAUGUGAACAAAAGAACAUUGAAGGAUGCAUGAGAUCAUUUCAGAAGGUGAAAAGUGAGCACGGCAUCCUGAAACAGAAGUUGGAGGCAUAUUUUCAGUUAUUGAGGCAAGUUGGCCCUAGUGAAAGAGCAACUUCAAGCAACUGAAGAUGAUCAAUAUAAUAUAUGAAGAUGCAGUAUUAUAUGAUGCUUUUAAUAUGCUUAUAUAAAUGGGAAUAGAAGUAAUAAUAUUAAUGAUAUUAUUAUUAUGUGAAACUUGAUCAGAUGCUAUGUAUCAUCAUUAUUGUAAAUUUUAAAAACCACAUAUAUAUAUAUAUAGGGAAUACUAAUAUUAUUAUGUCAAACUUAAUCAGAUGCUAUGUAUGUAUCAUCAUUAUUGUUAAUUUUAAAAACCAUAUAUCUAAA
Molecule: messenger RNA, 713 nt
Organism: Dioscorea cayenensis subsp. rotundata (Guinea yam)
Lineage: Eukaryota; Viridiplantae; Streptophyta; Magnoliopsida; Dioscoreales; Dioscoreaceae
Product: pseudo histidine-containing phosphotransfer protein 2-like
Exons: 6
Coding region: 3-455 (150 amino acids)
Biological process (GO): phosphorelay signal transduction system; cytokinin-activated signaling pathway; phosphorylation
Cellular component (GO): cytoplasm; nucleus
Molecular function (GO): protein histidine kinase binding; histidine phosphotransfer kinase activity
Source: RefSeq, a predicted model, not a curated record